AUGUCUGAAGAACUUGAGCUUGAUAUUGAGAAAUAUUUAAUGACCGAGGCAACGCAGCUUCAAAAGGAUCAGGAGGUUGAACGAAUACUAUCUGCUUUCAAGCUAAAUCCGUUCGACGUACUAGAGAUUGAACCGGAAGAAUGUUCCGAAAAAGAAAUAAAGAAUACAUAUCGAAAAAAAUCAUUGCUCAUUCACCCAGAUAAGACGAAACAUCCGAGAGCGCAAGAGGCUUUUGCGCUAUUAAAAAAGGCAGAAACAGAACUAUCAAAUGAAAAAUCUCGCGCAUUUCUUCUAGCUAUAGUCCAAGAGGCACGCGCAACACUCUGUUCAGAACAAAAGCUGAAGGCCGAUGAUCCGAUUCUACAAACACAAGAAUUCCGACUCCAAAUCAAACAAAAGACCAAGGAAAUCUUGAUUGAGCACGAACUACGAAAACGGAAAUUGAUAAAGCGCGAAAUGGAAGCACAGGGGUUGGCGGCGCAGAAAGCUGAGGCUGCAGAGAAAGAGAGGAAACGAAAAGCUGAAGAAGAGAAAUUGUGGGAGGAAACUCGCGAGCAGCGGGUCAAUAAGUGGCGUGAUUUUCAGGGGAAAAAAGGUGGUGGUGCAGCAGGAUCAAGUAAAAAAAGAAAGAAGACGGGGGGCGAGUUUCGACCACCCAAGGUCUUGGCUGAGGAUCCGUCGAAACCGUAUAUUAAACGACCGACGAAUUCUUCUACAUGA
This is a messenger RNA of Ambispora leptoticha, 720 nucleotides long. NCBI's taxonomy places the organism in Eukaryota, Fungi, Glomeromycota, Glomeromycetes, Archaeosporales, Ambisporaceae. The record is from the annotation of a GenBank genome assembly.